Messenger RNA from Arachis stenosperma, 2839 nucleotides. RefSeq names its product pentatricopeptide repeat-containing protein At5g19020, mitochondrial-like. Gene Ontology annotation, molecular function: RNA binding; protein binding. NCBI's taxonomy places the organism in Eukaryota, Viridiplantae, Streptophyta, Magnoliopsida, Fabales, Fabaceae. Bases 160 to 2265 code for a protein of 701 amino acids. The transcript has a single exon. Gene Ontology annotation, biological process: RNA modification. The record is from RefSeq and is a predicted model, not a curated record.
UUCUCUUUCAUUUAAACUCCAAAAAAAGCAGUUUUUGAAACCCCAAAUCAGGUGCCACUCUUUCUUCUCUUUGGCGGCGAAACAACAAUCAAUCGUCAAUGUUUCUGUCUCUAAGACCUUAACAAGAAAAUUGCAGAGGAAGAUCCAAUUUUGAGUUUAAUGUUUCACCUCCUGUGGGUCUUCAAUUCUAAGAAUCUCAGACUAAAAUUCUUCCCUCAAACACUUAAAUGGGUUUCCACUUCAGCCACCAAACCCCCUCCUUCAGAAGACCCACAACACUUCAUUAGUAUUUUCUUCAAUGCAAGACAAAACCACAACCACUACGAAUGCGAGCUUGCACUUGUUUCCGCUCUCAAGUGUUGUUCCUCAUUCUCCGCCGCUCCUUUGGGCCGCCAGUUCCAUUCCUUGGUCGUCAAACUCGGAUUCCAUUCCAACACCUUCAUUCGUAACAGCUUGAUCAGCAUGUACUCUAAAUGCGGCUCCUUAUUCGAUGCCCAGUUGCUCUUUAAGGCUUGUCCUACGUUGGACCCUGUUUCUUGUAAUAUCAUGGUGUCUGGGUACAUGAGAGCUAGCCAAAUUGGCUGUGCCCGCCAACUGUUUGACGUAAUGCCUGGUAAAGGUUUUGUAUCCUAUACCACCAUGAUAAUGGGUCUUGUUAAAAAUGGUUGCUUUGGGGAUGCCCUUGAGGUUUUUAAGGACAUGAUGGAUCACAGUGUGGUCCCUAAUGAGGUCACUUUGGUGAAUGUAGUGUCUGCUUGCUUACAUUUUGGUGAGAUAUGGAACUGCCGGAUGGUUCACGCAUUGAUUAUUAAGUUGGUUGUUGAGGGGCAGGUAGUUGUCUCGACUAAUUUGAUGCAUGCUUAUUGUGGUUGUUUGGGUUUAGGGGAAGCGAGGAGGCUGUUUGAUGAGAUGCCUGAGCCUAAUUUGGUGUCCUGGAAUGUGAUUUUGAAUGGGUAUUCAAAGGCGGGGCAUCUUGAGAUAACCAAGGAGUUGUUUGAGAGGAUUCCUGAUAAGGAUGUUGUUUCUUGGGGGACGAUGAUCGAUUGUUGCAUCCAAACAACUUGUUUGCAUGAAGCUUUGGUGAUGUAUCGUGCAAUGCUUCAGAAUGGAAUAGGGCCUAAUGAAGUCAUGGUUGUGAAUUUGGUUUCAGCAUGUGGUCGUGAGACAGCAGUCAGUGAAGGUCGGCAAUUGCAUGGAACAGUUGUUAAGAAAGGAUUUGACUGUUACAAUUUCAUACAGACUACGAUCAUCUAUUUUUAUUCAUCUUGUGGGAUGAUGGACCUUGCCAAUUUACAAUUUGAAGUGGGUGUAAAGGAUCACCUAAAAUCAUGGAAUGCUCUUAUUGCUGGAUUCAUAAAAAAUAAAAUGAUGGAGCAGGCAAGGCAAAUCUUUGAAGAGUUGCCCGAAAGAGACGUAUUUUCGUGGAGUACAAUGAUUGCUGGCUAUGCACAAACUGAACAACCAAGAGUGGCUCUUGAUCUCUUCCACAAAAUGAUAGCUAGUGGGGUCAAACCAAAUGAAGUUACCAUGGUGGGUGUAUUUUCCGCAAUUGCCACUCUAGGUGCAUUGAAUGAAGGAAGAUGGGCCCAUGAGUACACUACUAGUGAAUGCAUUCCUUUGAAUGGCAAUUUAUGUGCAGCCAUGAUUGACAUGUAUGCAAAAUGUGGGAGCAUCAACACCGCCUUACGAUUUUUCAAUCAGAUUCGAGACAUUGUGUCUACCGUGUCUGCAUGGAAUGCAAUUAUAUGUGGAUUAGCAUCACACGGACAUGCAAGUAUGUGCCUAGAGGUUUUUUCUGAUUUGCAUAGGUAUGGUAUUAAGCCCAAUCCAAUUACAUUUAUAGGAGUCCUUAGUGCUUGUUGUCAUGCUGGGCUGGUGGAUCAUGGGCGGAGAAUAUUUCGAAGCAUGAAGAGUGUAUAUAAUGUCGAACCAGAUAUCAAGCAUUAUGGCUGUAUGGUUGAUCUCCUCGGAAGAGCUGGGUUAUUAGAAGAAGCUGAAGAACUAAUAAGGAGCAUGCCAAUAGAGGCUGACGUCGUAAUAUGGGGAACUUUAUUAGCAGCAUGCAGAACUCACGGAAAUGUAGAUAUUGGAGAGAGGGCUGCACAGAGCUUAGCCGGGGUGGCACCAUCUCAUGGUGGAGGUAAAGUUCUCCUAUCGAACAUAUACGCAGAUGCAGGAAGGUGGGAAGAUGUAUCAUUGGUAAGAAGAGUAUUGUGGAGUCAGAGAAUGGAAAGAAUGCCUGGGUUCAGUGGUGUUGUAAGAUAGUUAAAGAAAUUUCCAUACACAUUGUUUUUGCUAAUUUAUCCAAUGAAUAUGCUGAACUUUUCAGUAGGUUUUCCUUUUAGAAAUCAUCACUGAGCCGUUUUUAUAUAUUGUCUAGAGCUCCUUAACAAUUUUGAUUCAAGUAUAUAUUUAUAUAUGAGCAUCAAAAUAAUAUUUUCUUUUACUUCAAGUUCAUUGCAAAUUUACUUUGUAAUUUGUAACUUUGGAACCUAGAAAGAGUUUAAGGGGAAUUAGGAACAGUAGAUUACUUUUUUUCCCCACUGUUGGAAGUUAAAACAUGAUAAGAUUGCUAAUACAAACCAAGGUGGACCAACUUCUUGCAAGAUGUUGUGUAUAGAAAUGCUUUUAACGAUGAAGGUUUAGGUAUAGUUCUCUCUGAUACUUAGGCCCCAACCAGAGGAAAAGUUUAAAAGUAAAAUGAUCGCUUUUCAUGCCCUUUGAUAAUUUAUAUGGUGAUGUAAAAUUUUAUCCCUUGUCCAUGUAUUCUAUAUCAACGAUUGUCUUUCACUCCUUUGGUACAUUCACAUGAUUGUAUUAAUAAUUUAAUAUACAAUCA